CACUCGCUGUGGUUCAUACUUCAGACAGCACUGACCACAGCCACACACAGGAAGCAGCUCCGCCAGCACAUACACUCUCAUUCCGGUUCAUUUUACCGAUGUGACAACAGGAGGGAGCUGAACUGCAGGGUGGCGCAGUUGGUGUUCAUUCGGAGGAUCUAUACAGCCGGAUAUGGAUUACUGGAUACAUUGGAUUUAGUUAAGACGCGUGGCACAACCCUGCGCUUCUCUCCGUGUCUCCUCCCCGGUGAAAACAGGUGGAUCCUGUUUCUGUGUUCAGCUCUACCUCCUCUCAUCCACCUGUCACCUUUCAUGGGGAACCAGGUGGAGAAACUAACGCAUUUAAAUUACGCAGAGGUGCCAACAUCGGACCCAAAUGGGUUCGAACCGGACGACAACGGACCACGGAUCGGCGUCUCUUACAUUUUCUCCAACGAUGACGACGACCAGGACGAGAAUCUGGACCGCUUUUCAUCGGAGAAAAACAUGGUGAACCACGAGGAGAAGCCCUUCGACCCCGGAGACCAGCUGGAGUGCUCGAUCUUCUACCGGGAGGAGUGCGUGUACGAGACAAACACCGGAGCCGAGACCCAUUCCGCGGAAAGUCUCCUGAACAAGUGCAGACCCGGAGACCUGCUGGAGUUUGUGAACACCGGACAGUAUCCCCAAUGGGCUGUGUACGUCGGGGACUUCCAGGUGGUUCAUCUGCAACGGGCGGAGAUCAAGAACAACUUUCUCACCGAUGUGAGCCAAGGCAAAAAAGGCAGGAUUGUGAACGGCCUCUACAGGUACUGUGCGCUCCCGCCGGAGGUGAUCGUGCGUAACGCCCUGGACCAUGUUGGAUCCAGAGACAGAGAGCUGUACUGGAGGAACUCUGAGUGCUUUGCCGCCUGGUGCCGCUUUGGCAAACGGGAGUUUAAAAUCGGAGGGGAGAUAAGGAUAGGAAAGCAGCCGUACAGGUUAAAGUUACUCUUUUCGGAGAAGAAGAAUCACGUCCUGGAGUUUCAGAGCCUGGAGGACGUGAUCAUGGAAAAGAGGAGGAACGAUCAGAUUGGCAAAGAUGCUGUGAUGCAAGAGCUGGCCAACCACUUGAACACAACACAUGAAAUCAAGGAGGACCAUUUUGCCAACUGACAGUGGAAAAUGCAAACUUUUCACGCUGGAAAACAAAGCAGUCAGUCCAAUAAGAGCUAUGUCUGGGGGCUUGGGCGCAUGUGCCACUCAAGCACAUCCUCAGAGGGUGUUACAAUGAAUAAUUUCCCCCUAAAAUGAGAAUUUAAAGCCCUGAAAUCAGGGUUGAUCCUUGUUUCAUGCUCAAGUGCAUCAGCAAAGCAGAUAAAAAGCGUGAAAACAACAUUUGAUUCACAUCGAAAACAAGUGAAAGCACUCAUGUUAAAAUGUGAUUAUACAUACUGAACCUUAAGGGAGUGAUGGAUAUAUUAUCAGAGCUGCACCUGCAGGCUAAUCAUUUGGGGUUGAAUAAUUAAAUUGCCCAUAAUUAUCUUUCUAAUCCAAGGAAUCUCUGAGAGGGCUGAUAGCACUUGAAACUCAGGUGAUGGAGAUCAAUAGAUGAGAGACGGUAUGUCUAUGUAUUUUUGUUGUGUGAACCUUGAGGAUUCCCUUCUGUUGCUUUGUAUCCAAUCAUGACACAGCUUUACCCACUCUUUGAAUACUCUGUGGACACUAUGACUGUGCACUUGAUUCACCCCUUUCAACAGUUUAUUUUUUUUUAAAGAAUAUGUUUGUAUGAAGGUAUAUGGAAAUAAAUAUAUAUAUAUUUGAA
Molecule: messenger RNA, 1783 nt
Organism: Gymnodraco acuticeps
Lineage: Eukaryota; Metazoa; Chordata; Actinopteri; Perciformes; Bathydraconidae
Gene: lratd2b
Product: LRAT domain containing 2b
Exons: 2
Coding region: 313-1134 (273 amino acids)
Source: RefSeq, a predicted model, not a curated record